AUGGCGCAGCGUUAUCAGGCAUGGAAAGAUCGCUCCACCAUGACCGAGCCUGGUACAGCAUCCUGGGACGUGAGCAUCAGCGAGGCCGACUUUGCGAAGCUCAUAGCCGGUUUCGAAUCUCAAAGUAUGGACGACAAAUGGAACGUAUGGAGCGAAGAGGAGAGCCAUGGCGGGGACAUGCUCGUCCACUUUGCUCGAAGCUGGACAGGCCAGAAAGUGUGGAUACUUCAUUUGGAGGCGAAUGAGGGUGAGGGCAAUACCGGAGGAAAGAUCAAAGGCAUCACCUGGGCGCAGAAGCUAGGAGAAAUUCAUAUCUCGGAGGAGCAGGGCAAGAGGGACGCGACCAUCAUGAGCAGAGCCCUGCUCGGCUGCGAGGUCGAAGCGCUUCCAGACUACUGUUACGCGUCGCGUCUCCCCGCAUUCGAGCUUCGAGCUCCCCGCAGCAUCAUCACACUCUGUGCCAUCUUUCCUCGUCCAAUAACAACAACAACAACAACAACAACAACAACAACAAUACCGGUAACGACCACCAUGGCGUCGCUCAUCCGCAAUGCUGGACGUCUUCGAGCCCCAUUUCUUGGUGCAAAUGCUCGUGUAGCCCACAAGGCACCAAUUGCGCCACAGAGACGAUAUGCUUCGGCAGCAGCAGCGGCCGUUGCAGACAGCGGAGAGCAUUCCUUCUUCCCAGAUGAGCCCCGACAGCCAAUUGUCAAGACGGAAAUCCCUGGCCCAGAGAGCAAAAAGGCCAUUGAGAGACUGAGCAAGGUUUUCGACACCAGGAGCUUGAACAUGAUGGCCGACUACUCCCAAAGCUAUGGCAACUACAUCGCAGACCUCGACGGCAACGUCCUUCUCGAUGUAUACGCCCAGAUUGCCUCCAUCCCCGUAGGCUACAACAACCCCUCUCUCCUCCUGGCAGCCACAUCCCCCGAAAUGGCCUCUGCCAUCAUCAAUCGCCCCGCGCUUGGAAACUUCCCCCAGCACGACUGGGCCGACAUUCUCGAGAGCGGUAUCCUCUCCGUAGCUCCCAAGGGUCUCAACCAAGUCUUCACCGCCCAAGCCGGCUCCGACGCAAACGAACUCGCCUACAAAGCCGCCUUCAUGUGGAGGCGUCAACAACAACGCGGUGGCGCCUCGGCUGAUUUCUCCCAAGAAGACAUCGACUCGUCCAUGAACAACAAAGCCCCAGGCGCCCCCGACAUGUCCAUUCUAUCCUUCAAGACAGGCUUCCACGGCCGUCUGUUCGGCAGUCUGUCAACCACACGCUCCAAGCCCAUCCACAAGCUCGACAUCCCCGCCUUCGACUGGCCACAAGCCCCCUUCCCAGUCCUCAAGUACCCCCUCCACGAACACGAGGCAGAAAACGCAGCAGAAGAGCAGAGAUGUCUGGACGCAACAGAACACAUCAUCACCACCUUCCACAACCCACCCGCCGCCGUAGUAAUCGAACCCAUCCAGUCCGAAGGCGGCGACAACCACGCCACACCAAACUUCUUCCGCGGCCUCCGCGAAAUCACCAAGAAACACAACGUCCUCCUCAUUGUCGAUGAAGUGCAAACCGGCGUCGGUGCAACGGGAAAGUUCUGGGCCCACGAACACUGGGGGCUAAGCACGCCACCGGACAUGGUUACCUUUUCCAAGAAGGCGCAGACAGCUGGUUAUUACUUUGGCAACAACGAUCUCCGACCCAACAAGCCGUACCGUCAAUUCAAUACUUGGAUGGGCGAUCCUGCGCGCGCGAUCCUCUUCCGUUCCAUCAUUCAGGAGAUCAAGCGCAUGGAUCUUGUUAAUAGCACGGCUGCCGUUGGUGACUACCUCUUUGACGGUCUCCAGAGGCUGAGUGAGAGGUUCCCCCAGGAGAUUCAGAAUCUGAGAGGAAAGGGUCAGGGCACGUUUAUUGCGUUUGAUAAUGUGCGCCGGGAUGAGGUGCUGAAGAAGGCCAAGGGCGAGGGUGUCAAUAUUGGUGGCAGUGGGGAGAGGGCGGUCCGGUUGAGGCCCAUGUUGAUUUUCCAGAAACAGCAUGCUGAUUUGUUGCUUGAGAGGUUGGAGAGGGUAUUCUUGUCAUAA
Messenger RNA from Alternaria burnsii, 2067 nucleotides. Its product is annotated as 4-aminobutyrate aminotransferase. The record is from RefSeq and is a predicted model, not a curated record. Gene Ontology annotation, biological process: GABA catabolic process. NCBI's taxonomy places the organism in Eukaryota, Fungi, Ascomycota, Dothideomycetes, Pleosporales, Pleosporaceae. The coding region runs from base 1 to 2067 and encodes 688 amino acids. Gene Ontology annotation, molecular function: pyridoxal phosphate binding. Gene Ontology annotation, cellular component: mitochondrion. The transcript has 3 exons.